AUGGCUUAUGCUACUUUGAUUUCUCUCAAGCAGACAAUUGAGCGCCUUCUAAAUUCUUCUCAAAAUCCUAAUCUUCCACCCUGUCCCAAAACCAUAGAAUUUGCAUACGAGGAGGUUAAGUCCUUACAGGAACUUUUUACGUCGGAGGACAACAAUAGCAAGAGGGUAAAUGCUUGGGAAAGGCAAAUCAUAGAGGCAGCAUUCAGAUUAGAAGAUGUACUUGAAUCAGCCCAUGUAUCUAAUCUUCUUCUCCCGCAAUCUGAAAUCCUCCAUGGAGAUGAGAUCAGUUACUCGGCGGAAGUCAAUGAAGAGAUUGAGUUUUUUACUGAAACAGUGAAGAAGAUCAAGGAUCAAAUAAGCAACUCGUCACUGCCUGAAAAAGACGAUGCGGUUGUUUUCUGUACUACGGAUCAUGUUGGAGGAAAGAAGUCAAGAAUGCUUGGAUUAGAUAAUGAGUUGAGUCAACUCAAAGAUCUUCUUGUAAGAGAUGAGUCUCCAUCCCUAGUUAUCCCAAUCGUAGGGAUGGCAGGUGUUGGCAAGACAACUCUUGCCAAUGAAGUUUAUGGAGAUCCAGAUAUAGUGAGCCACUUCGAGCGUCGAAUAUUUGUCUCGCUGGGCCCAGAAUGUGCAUGGAGAAAAAUCCUGCUAAGUGUUCUAGCUCAAAUAAAUUCUGGGAUUGAUGAAACACAUGUAGAAAGUAACGCAGAGUUAGCAGUUCGUAUGUAUAAUAGUUUAUGGGGUUGGCAAUAUCUAAUUGUGUUGGAUGAUAUGUGGGAUAACAUGGUUUGGGCUGUCUUUAGGAGGUAUCUUCCAGACAAUGGAAAUGGAAGUAGAAUCAUGCUGACAACUAGGUUACUACAAAUAGCUCGUUAUGCCGUCAACAAUGAUGGCGGAUUUAUUCUUCAAAAACGGUUCUUGAAUGAAGAAGAAAGUUGGCAUCUUCUUCGAGAAAAGGUGCUUACUAAGGAGUGGUUGUUGCCUCCUGAAUUUGAGAAAGCUGGAAGGAAGAUAGCCAAGAAGUGUGAAGGACUUCCACUAGCAAUCAUUGCUGUUGCUAAGCACCUAUCUCAAGCCGAGAAGACAUUAGAGUACUGGAAGAAGGUAGCAAAAGAAGUGCAUUCUGUUGUCGGUGCAGACCAGGAACUGUCCAAGGUAUUAUAUUGGAGCUACUAUUACUUACCUCAAUGUUUAAAACCAUGCUUUGUCUAUAUGGGAGUUUUCCCACAUGAUUAUGAGAUCUCAACCUCCAAGCUCAUCAACUUGUGGUGCGCUGAGGGAUUUCUUGAACGAAAUCCGCCUCAGACCUUAGAAGAUUUUGCCAGGGAAUGUCUGGAGGAGCUUGUGUGGAGUAAUGUCUUUCAGGUCCGCACGCACAACUCCUUUGGUGGAUUUAAAACUUGCAACAUCUACUUUGUCUUCUGGCAUAUAUGCGUGCGAGAAGCUGAGAAAGACAAGUUUUUCCAUAUUGUAAACAGUUAUGGCAAUCAAGGUAUAGAAAGCCAACGCAGACUAUGCAUCCAUAACAAUGUUUUAUUUAGCAUUAAAGAUGUGCACAACUCAAUGGCAUCCAUUUUGAAUGCUCGUUCACUCCUAUGUACCGGCCCGCAUCAUCAAUAUCCAGUACCGAUAUGUUUGGGUUUCCGUUUGUUGAGGGUGCUAGAUGCACUGACUGUCCGCUUCUAUGGGUUCCCGAUUGAAAUAGUAAAACUAGUUCAGUUAAGGUACCUCGCCUUUACUUAUAAUGGAAGGCUCCCUGCUUCCAUAUCCAAACUCCAGAAUCUUCGGCACUUGAUUGUCCAUCAAUACCUUAGCAUAAUAUCUUCUAGAGCUCGUCGAUCAUAUCUCCCCAUGGAGAUCUGGAAUAUGCGAGAAUUGAAGCAUCUACAAGUCAUGGGAAGCGACCUACCAAAUCCCGAUUCUGAAGGUGCUUUCUUACCAAAUCUCUCAACACUCUUAGGUAUUAGUGCUCACAGUUGUACUGAAGAAAUUCUUGGAAGAAUCCCAAACUUGAAGAAACUAGGAUUUCAAGUUGAAUUACCCCUAGACGCCGUUGAACCUUUGCAUGUUGCUAAUUCCCGUGGACUUAAAUCACUCAAAUGCGCCAUUGUGAAUCCUAACCCUAGCUUUGAUCAGGUUGUUGUCCCCGCAUUGCAAGGUGUUUCAAUUUUCCCAUCAACUCUAAAAAAGUUAACGUUGAGUGGACUGAGUUUGCCUUGGGAAGACAUGAGCAUUAUUGCUUGUAUUUGGAAUCUUGAAGUGCUUAAAUUGCGUUGCUAUGCCUUUAGAGGCUCAGUGUGGCAGACUUGUCAGAAGGGAUUCAAGAAUCUCAGAUUUCUUCUAAUUGAAGACAUGGAUCUGGAAUAUUGGACAGGGAAUAGAAUAUCUUUCUUCCCAGAUCUUCAACGCCUAACUGUUGGCCACUGCUACAAAUUGAAAGAGAUCCCUUGCCAAUUUGAAGAAGUCCUAACUCUUCAAAUGAUGGAGGUAGUUGACUGUGCCCCAUCUCUUGUGGCUUCUGCUGAGAAAAUAGUAAAGCAGCAAAAAGGCUGUGGAAAUCAUGUCCUUCAACUCCGUGUUAAGUCUUCAAAGGACGCUCGGAAAGCACUCAAGUGA
Molecule: messenger RNA, 2613 nt
Organism: Sesamum indicum (sesame)
Lineage: Eukaryota; Viridiplantae; Streptophyta; Magnoliopsida; Lamiales; Pedaliaceae
Product: putative late blight resistance protein homolog R1A-4
Biological process (GO): defense response to other organism
Molecular function (GO): ADP binding
Source: RefSeq, a predicted model, not a curated record